This is a messenger RNA of Ahaetulla prasina, 4327 nucleotides long. It is a transcript of the gene DNAJB13, whose product is annotated as DnaJ heat shock protein family (Hsp40) member B13. Gene Ontology annotation, cellular component: cytosol. Gene Ontology annotation, molecular function: protein-folding chaperone binding. NCBI's taxonomy places the organism in Eukaryota, Metazoa, Chordata, Lepidosauria, Squamata, Colubridae. The transcript has 8 exons. Bases 2889 to 4259 code for a protein of 456 amino acids. The record is from RefSeq and is a predicted model, not a curated record.
UGUGUGUGUAAAUACACGCAUCGCCUCAUGAGUUGUGUAGUUCACACACCUGAGCAUUAGCAGUAAAAGAGAUGUUUUAACAGGUUUGCUUGUAUUCACUCAUAGCAUCAUCUGGAAGGUUUCUUUCUUAAAAUACAGGUAGUUCUUGAGCUACAACAGUUCAUUUAGCGACCCUUCAAAGUUACAACAGCAGUGAAAAUUUUUUAGAAUAGAAUAGAAUUUUUAGAAUAGAAUUUUUAUUGGCCAAGUGUGAUUGGACACACAAGGAAUUUGUCUUGGUGCAUAUGCUCUCAGUGUACAUAAAAGAAAAGAUACCUUCAUCAAGGUACAACAUUUACAACACAAUUGAUGGUCAGUAUAUCAAUAUAAAUCAUAAAGGUUGCCAGCAACAAAUUAUAGUCAUACAGUCAUAAGUGGAAAGAGAUUGGUGAUGGGAGCUAUGAAACGAUUAAUAGUAGUGCAGAUUCAGUAAAUAGUCUGACAGUGUUGAGGGAAUUAUUUGUUUAGCAGAGUGAUGGCCUUCGGGAAAAAACUGAUCUUGUGUCUAGUUGUUCUGGUGUGCAGUGCUCUAUAGCGUCGUUUUGAGGGUAGGAGUUGAAACAGUUGAUGUCCAGGAUGCGAGGGAUCUGCAAAUAUUUUCACGGCCCUCUUCUUGAUUCGUGCAGUAUACAGGUCCUCAAUGGAAGGCAGAUUGGUAGGUUGGUACUACUGGUACUACCGGUUACAGGUUGGUUUACUACCGGUUCUGUGGGUGUGACUUGGUGGGUGUGGCAUGGCUUGGUGGGCGUGGCAGGGGAAGGAUACUGUAAAAUCUCCAUUCCCACCCAGGGGAAGGUUAUUGCAAAAUCCCCAUUUCCUCCCGAUCAGCUGGGACUCGGGAGGCAGAGACUAGAUGAGGGUGGGUCCAGUCAGAAUUUUUACUACCGGUUCUCUAAACUACUCAAAAUGUCCGCUACCGGGUCUCCAGAACUGGUCAGAACCUGCUGAAACCCACCUCUGUUUACGACGGUUUUUCACACGUACGACCGUUGCAGCCAUCGCCAAGGUCACGUGAUGAAAAUUGAGACCCUUGGCAACUGACUCCAAUUAAUGACGGUUGCAACAUUCCAAGGGGGUGUGUGCACACGAUCCCCUUCUGCGACCUGCUGACAAGCCAAGUCGAUGGGGAAGCCAGAUUUACUUAACAACUGGGUGACUAACUUAACAAUGACAGUGAUUCACUUAACAACUGUAGCAAGAAAGGUCGUAAAAUGGGGCAAACCCCACUUAACAAAUGUCUCACUUAGCAACAGACAUUUUGGGCUCAGUUGUGGUUGCAAACCAAGGACUAUCUGUAAUAUGGUUGUUGAGUUAAUCUGGUUUCCCCACUGAUUUUGCCGGUCAGAAGGUCACAAAAGAUGAUCCCCGGGACACUGCGACCGUCGUAAGUAUGAGUCAGUUGCCAAGCAUCUCAAUUUUGAUCACAUGACCAGGGAGAUGCUGCAGCGGUCGCAAGUGUGAAAAAAGGUCAUAAGUCAACUUUGUUCAGUGCCGUUGUGACUUGGAACGGGCACUAAAUGAACUGUUGUACGCCAAAGACUCCCUGUAUAUUAUUAUAAUCAAGGAGAGAACCGACUGGAAAUAAAGAGAAAUUUCCUGACAAUGAGAUCAAUUAACCAGUGGAACUACUUGCCUCCAGAAGUUGUGGGUGCUUCAUCACUGGUGGCUUUUAAGAAAAGAUUGCACAUGAAAUUAUAUAUAUAUAUAUGUCUUUGGUUAUUCGGGUUUUCUCCCGCGUAAAAUUGGAAGUGUCUUGGCAACGUUUCGACGAAGUCUCAUUCGUCAUCUUCAGGCUUCAGCUUCGUGCUUCUGGGAGCAAUGUGUGAUUGCAGCUGUUUCUUCCUUUUUAUAUAUAUAUAGGGUUUCCUGCUUGAGCAGGAGGCUGUUUUAUUUUAUUUAUUUAUUUUCGUCAAGCAUGUAUUUUAUGACAGAUACAAGUAUAAACAUAAUUAUAAAGACAUGUAAAAAAUACAAAUAAAAGAAAAUAUUAGGACAGGGACGGUAGGCACGCUGGUACGCUUAUGCAUGCCCCUUACAGACCUCUUAGGAAUGGGGUGAGGUCAACAGAUCUAAAGUAAAAGUUUUGGGGAUUUGGUUGGGUUAGAAGAUCUCUUAAUAGAAUAGAAUAGAAUUUAUUGGCCAAGUGUGAUUGGACACACAAGGAAUUUGUCUUGGUGCAUAUGCUCUCAGUGUACAUAAAAGAAAAGAUACCUUCAUCAAGGUACAACACUUAAUGAUGGUCAUAGACUAGACUAGACUAGACUAGACUAGACUAGACUAGACUAGAAUAGAAUAGAAUUUUUUUAUUGGCCAAGUGUGAUUGGACACACAAGGAAUUUGUCUUGGUGCAGAUGCUCUCAGUGUACAUAAAAGAAAAGAUACCUUCAUCAAGGUACAUUUACAACACAAAUGAUGGUCAUAGGGUACAAAUUUAACACUUAAUGAUACAACACUUAAUGAUAGUUAUAGGCUACAAAUAAGCAACCAGGAACAAUCAAUAUCAAUAUAAAUCAUAAGGAUUGCCAGCAACAAAGUUACAGUCAUACAGUCAUAAGUGGAAAGAGAUUGGUGAUGGGAACUAUGAAACGAUUAAUAGUAGUGCAGAUUCAGUAAAUAGUCUGACAGUGUUGAGGGAAUUAUUUGUUUAGCAGAGUGAUGGCCUUCGGGAAAAAACUGUUCUUGUGUCUAGUUGUUCUGGUGUGCAGUGCUCUAUAGCGUCGUUUUGAGGGUAGGAGUUGAAACAGUUCAUGUCCAGGAUGCGAAGGGUCUGUAAAUAUUAAGGCGCCUUCCAACCCUGUUAUUCUGUCCAGGGGAUCGCCGAGUGGUCUCCCAUCCAAUGCAAAGUAGCCAUGGCCAAAACUCUGGCAAAUAUCCCAAAGAAAUUGGAUUUCGGGAAGGGGCUUGGAAGCAACCCUUUCCCAAUCUUUUGCAGCAGCCUUUGCAACCCAGGAUUUUUGUCCCCCUGCCCUAAAAAGCUUGCAAAUGCAAAACCCCCCCACCCCAUCCCCAAAGCAACGCCCCUCCUUAUCCAAAAGAGAGGGAGACCUGGAGGUGGGGGUCGAUUGCUCCAGAAAAACAACUCCCCCCCCGCACCCCGACCCGAAACGGGGCUCCCGCUGCAGCUCUGCAGCUUCCCAGGAGAGCAGCGAGAAGCGCAUUUGCCCGGGGAUCGCGCGAGACUACAACUCCCGUCAUGCCCCGGGCGGGCAUCAGCAUCAGCGGCGGCGGUAGCCAUAGCAACGGGAGAAGCCCGGGCAAAGCAGGCCGCGAUGGGCCAGGAUUACUACGCGGUGCUGGAGUUGAACCGCAACGCCAAAGAUGCGGACAUCAAGAAGGCAUAUCGGAAGCUGGCUCUGAAGUACCACCCGUUAAAGAACCAAGAUCCCUGGGCUCCUGGGAAAUUCAAGCAGCUGGCCGAAGCCUACGAUGUCCUGAGCGACCCGGUGAAGAAAGCCGUGUACGAUAAGUUUGCAGAGGAGGGUUUGAAGGGAGGAAUCCCCCUGGAGUUUGGCAUCGACACCCCCUGGACGGAGGGCUACGUCUUCCAUGGAAACCCUGAGAAAGUCUACCGGCAGUUCUUCGGAGGAGACAACCCCUUCGCGGAAUUCUACACCGGUGAAGGGGCAGAGGUCAACAUGGCUUUCGGGGGUCUCCGGGGCCGUGGGGUGAAGAAGCAGGACCUCCCCAUAGAGAGGGAUCUCUACCUCUCCCUUGAAGACCUGUUUUUCGGGUGCACCAAGAAAAUAAAGAUCUCACGGAGGGUGAUGAAUGAAGAUGGCCACGCGUCCACCAUUAAAGACAAGAUCCUAACGAUUGACGUUCAACCUGGUUGGAAGCCCGGAACUAAGAUCACGUUCAAAGAGGAAGGAGACCAGGGGCCCAACCUUAUCCCAGCAGAUAUUAUCUUCAUUGUGAAGGAGAAACUCCACCCCAGGUUUAAAAGGGAAGAUGAUAAUCUGAUCUACGUGGCCAGCAUCCCGCUCGGAAAGGCCCUAAUUGGCUGCACGGUGGACGUGAGAACGCUGGAUGAACGGUUGUUGAACAUCCCCAUCAAUGAUAUUGUCCACCCAAAGUACUUCAAAGUGGUCCCCGGCGAGGGGAUGCCCCUUCCCCAAGACCCCACCUCCAAGGGGGACCUCUUCAUGUACUUCGAUAUCGUCUUCCCGGCCAGGCUGACCCCGGCCAAGAAGGCGCUCGUGAGAGAAGCCCUCCUCAUGUGAAGCACAUCACCCCAGCCGCUCUUCCCCCCACCUCAUUUUUGGAAAUAAAUGAAAACCUUUUCCAUGGA